Molecule: messenger RNA, 1513 nt
Organism: Oncorhynchus keta (chum salmon)
Lineage: Eukaryota; Metazoa; Chordata; Actinopteri; Salmoniformes; Salmonidae
Product: indoleamine 2,3-dioxygenase 2-like
Exons: 9
Coding region: 139-1275 (378 amino acids)
Biological process (GO): 'de novo' NAD+ biosynthetic process from L-tryptophan
Cellular component (GO): cytoplasm
Molecular function (GO): heme binding; metal ion binding; L-tryptophan 2,3-dioxygenase activity
Source: RefSeq, a predicted model, not a curated record
UGACACGGUUUACAAGUGAACUCUGUGCUGGGGUCCAUACAGUUUGAGGUCUGGCUGGGCUCUAGACAGUUUGAGGUCUGGCUGGGCUCUAACUUUGCAUACUUACCAGAUCAUUCAAACUGCCCUCUUUCAGCCCCCAUGGCCACUACUAUCACAGACUCACAGAAGCCUUUCUCUUUGGACCCCUACCAUGUCUCUGAGGAAUUUGGCUUCAUCCUCCCUGCACCCCUGAUGCCCCUGCUGAACACCCAACUCCUGGAGAGCCACAGAGAGCUGCGUCUGGCCCACUUGGCCCUGAGUGUGAUGACCAUGGGUUACGUGUGGCAGGAGGGGGAGGAUGACACAGUCAAGAUGCUUCCCCGCAACCUGGCCAUUCCAUACUGUGAGGUGUCUCAGCGCCUAGGACUUCCUCCCAUCCUUACCCAUGCAGAUGCAGUACUGGCUAACUGGAGGAAGAGGGAUCCACAGGGACUGUUUGACAUGGAGAACUUGGAACUGCUUGUCACGCUACCUGGUGGGGACAGUGUGAGAGGGUUCUUCAUGGUCACUCUGCAAGUGGAGCUGGCUGCAGUGCCAGCCAUUAAGAGUAUUCCUUUGGUUAUUAAUGGGGUCCAGCGCGGUGAUGCUGAGACUGUAACCAGAGCACUAGAGGAAUUCAGCCAGGCCAUACAGGGCAUGACAGAUGCACUUAAACUGAUGCAUGUGUAUGUCAAACCAGAAGUCUUCUAUGGCAUUAUGAGGAUCUAUCUGUCUGGGUGGAAAGACAACUCCUCCAUGCCAGCUGGGUUGGUGUAUGAGGGCGUCCAGGCUGAGCCUAUGGAGUAUUCUGGUGGGAGUGCUGCCCAGAGCAGUCUGCUGCACUGCUUUGAUGAGCUGCUGGGUGUCAAACAUGAAGCAAUGAGUGGUGCCUUUCUGACCCGUAUGAGGAACUACAUGCCCCCUUCCCACAAGCGUCUGAUCCAGGACAUCUCUCUGCAGCCCUCCCUGCGAGGCUUUGUCCAGCAGCAGGCCUGUGAGCCGCUAACCGCAGCCUUCCAGCUCUGUGUGACCAAGCUGCUUGCCCUCCGUAGCUACCACAUCAACGUGGUCAGCCGCUUCAUCACUGUGCCCGCUGCCCGUGCCCGACAGCUCCGAAACCAGGGGAACAUUUCCCAGGAAGAGACUGUCAGCAGGGCGCCCACGGCACUGGAGGAGAAGGGCACCGGCGGCUCGGGCAUCAUGAACUUCCUAAAGACUGUAAGGGACUGCACACGGGAUGUCUUUAAUCUAAAAUAGAAUGUAAAAUAUGUAUCAGUCCAGACCGACUGUGCUCAUACCACAAUCCCCAAUUCCUGCAUGAGGGUCAGACGCCUUGACUUUUUCUACAUUUUGUUAUGUUUAAGUAUUAUUCUAGAAUUGAUUAAAUAGCCUUAUGUUUUCAUCUUCUGUUUGACGAUAAUAGGAUGGACGAAAGCAUCACACCAAAUUCCAUCAGAGACAUGCCAUGAGACAUAAAGUGUUCAGGAAAAACGGG